Messenger RNA from Gilbertella persicaria, 1901 nucleotides. RefSeq lists its product as uncharacterized. The transcript is spliced from 6 exons. The coding region runs from base 59 to 1402 and encodes 447 amino acids. Lineage: Eukaryota; Fungi; Mucoromycota; Mucoromycetes; Mucorales; Choanephoraceae. The record is from RefSeq and is a predicted model, not a curated record. Gene Ontology annotation, molecular function: RNA binding.
GUUUUUUCCUUUUUUCUUUUCUCUUUCAAAAAAAAAAAAACUUUUUUUUUCGAUAAAUAUGGAUCGUAAUAACCAGUUUCCAGUUUAUGAUAGGAUUCCUCAGCAGACACCUCAACAGCCUUAUAAUCAAGGAAACAACUUUCGUCGUGAUGAUUAUGGAAACGGCGGUGGCCGCAGAGGAGGAGGCGGAGGAGGAGCUAUAAGAGACCAUAGAGGAAGACGCGGCGGAGGAAAUAAUAAUGAGCGCUUCAAUGACAAUCGUCCUUAUAAAAGAGGCGGCCGUCCUAUGGGUGGAAAUAGAGGCAAAAAUGAGUACCCAGAUGACGAGCCAAGAGCUGCGAGAGAAAAACCUUGUAGAACAUUGUUUGUCAGAAAUGUUCAGUACACAAUUCCUGAGAGUGAGAUCAGAAACAUGUUUGGAGAAUAUGGUGAAAUUAAAGAUGUCUUUAACUUGAUUGAAAACAGAGGCAUGAUUUUUGUUACUUUUUACGACGUCAGAGCUGCUGAGGAAGCUAAGCAUGCUAUGCAGGGCGUAUACUUGAGUGAUCGAAAGAUCGAUGUUCACUAUUCUUUGCCUAAAGAAGAAGAAGAAAAGGCAAGGUGUGAUAGAACAAAAAACCAGGGUACUUUGUUAUACACACUUAAAAAUACAAAUAAUGAGUUGGAUGACCAUGAGUUGCAGUCUUACUUUUCUCAAUUUGGUGAAGUCAAGGCCAUUCGCGUUCCAAAUUUCAAAAAGACCAAUACUCAUGUUGUGAGUCAUUUAGAUAGAAACCAACAACGUCUUGUUGAAUUCUUUGAUUCAAGGGCCUGUGUUGCUGCUUAUGAUGCUACUAUCGAUGCUGAGUAUAAGGGUGGUAGAUGGGAUGUGGCCUUCUUUUGGGAUCAUCCUUAUAAAGAACGUACUAAUUCACAUCAAAGACGAGAAAGAAACCCAGAUAGAGAUGAAAUGAAGAACAGAAGACGUGAUCACAUGAAGCGUGAUAAUUAUGAUCAUUACAGUGGCGGAGGUCAGCGUAUGGAUGAUCGCUAUGGCCCUUCUCCUAUGCAGCAGCAUUUAGAUCCAAGAUUGCAAUAUGCUCAGCAGCCUUCAUUACCUCCUUUACCUACUGGUCCUAUGGCAUCCACUUUGAGUCCUGAUAACCAAAGAUUAGAGCAAGCUCAAAAAGCACAACAUAUUCUGUCAAUGUUGGCUCAACAGCCUCCACCUCAACCACAGCCAAUUCCUUCAUUGACUUCUCCUUUCCAGCCAACAAACCUCCAAUCACCUGCUAGUCAGCAAGUACCACUACCUAUGCCUGUUGCUCCUCAACCAUUUGUUCCACCUGUCCCUCCUACAAAUGAUCAAGCUUCUCAGGUUCAACAACUAUUAGGUUUGCUGGUAAGUCUAAAUGAUGAUUGAAGUCGAGGUACCCAUACUAUUGCAUAGAAUCAAGCUGCCCAACAACAACAGCAACAACAUCAACAACAACAGCAGCAACAACAACAACCUCCACAACAACCUCAACAGCCUCAACAGCCUCUUCAAGCAUCGCCAUCAGUGAUUCCUCAGGGCGUAGCACCCAUUCCAGGAAUGGAUGCUACUACUGCAUUGCAACAAUUAGCUGCUCUACUUAACCAACAUCAACCCCCACAAAACCAAUAAGCGAGGCUACAAUUGAAUCCUCUCUAUUUUCAAACUUUUCCUGAGGCCUUUCUUUUCUAUCUCUCUCUACUUCCUUUUUAUUUUCCCCUUCUUGUACUUUGAGGUCAAGUUCUUGAAUCAUGAGUCCGUUCUGAAUAUCAUCCUCUGUCUUCAAGUGUCAAGCUGCUGUAGUAAUUCAACACUGUCAAGUCUAUUUCCAUUAGUAUUAAAAAAGAUUUCUCAAAAUUUUGUUCAUAAAAUCCAUUUAUAAAAAAAA